Messenger RNA from Meira miltonrushii, 2397 nucleotides. RefSeq lists its product as uncharacterized. Gene Ontology annotation, molecular function: sequence-specific double-stranded DNA binding; DNA-binding transcription factor activity, RNA polymerase II-specific. Gene Ontology annotation, cellular component: nucleus. Gene Ontology annotation, biological process: regulation of transcription by RNA polymerase II. The record is from RefSeq and is a predicted model, not a curated record. The transcript is spliced from 2 exons. Lineage: Eukaryota; Fungi; Basidiomycota; Exobasidiomycetes; Exobasidiales; Brachybasidiaceae. Bases 1 to 2397 code for a protein of 798 amino acids.
AUGCAAGUUCAACAACGGGAAAGGGAUCACAAUCCACAAGAGGUUCAAAAGGUGGCGGCGAUCGUUGGUGCAAAAGAAGAACAUAGAGAAGUUGAUGAAAUGCAAGGCGUUUCAAUGGACGAAGCCAGUAGUCCGAUCGAAGAUAGAGAUUGUGGAUCAUCAAUCUCAACUGCUUCUUUAUCCGAGCCAAUGCCACACACAUUGAAUCAUUCCUAUUCAUCCUCUCACAUGUCACAGUACUCCCCAACAUACAAACAUCUUCAUCCUGUCAACAAUUUGGCUUAUACCCAUGAUGAAGAAGGUAUGCAAUACGCUUCUCUCGAAGACCGCUUUCCAUUCUUGAAGGAUGAUCGUAAACGAACGAGAAAGUUACUCUCUCCUGAACAAACGCGGAUUUUGGAAGCAAUUCUUGAAAGGACCAUAUAUCCUUCCACUCCUUUGCGUGAGGCAGUUGCACGUACUUUGGGUAUCCCACCAAGAAAAGUGCAAAUCUGGUUUCAGAACAAACGUCAAGGCAGACGCCGUAUUCCCGGACAAAGUGAAGGAGAAGAAGAAACGGAAAUGUCACGCACGAGUAGCGGAAACGAAACAAGGAUGGCAAAUGAAGAAAGUGAAGAAGUUGACGAUAAACGUCAAAUAACCAAUACCGGAAAUGCUCCUGCACCUCAAGCUCGUGAAAGAUGCAUGGAAGUUCAAUCAGCCGCUGAUGAUAUGCGUUUAGCAAGAUUGAGGGAUGAAUUCGGACGUCAAUUUGCCGAAUUGAAAAUUGCACCUGCUUAUUGUGAUGGUGAUAUGUAUCCUGCUCCUCAUUUGGGUCAAUUUGAACGUUAUGGCGGUGCUCAAUCACAAAGUGGUGACAGUUAUGAGCAAAGACACUUGAAUUCCGCUUUGCCUUCUCCUGCAAGUGCACCACCUCACAGUGGAAACUAUUCAGAGGAUGACUAUGCAUCACAACGUAGACAUACGAUUCCAAUGCAACACCAUCAUCAACAUCAACAACAGGCAGCAUACCCUCAUCGAACGGAAGCAGAAAUGCAACAUCGUUCAUGGCAAAUGGGUCAUGGAUCGGGUAAUUGGUAUGGAAGUCAUAUGAGCAGAUCACCUCUUUGGGAUCGAGGAACGGAUCAUAGACAAAACCAUGAAGGAUUUCCGUUUGAAAUGCGUCAUCCAUCGAAUGAUCCAAGAGAUGCCCCUGUUCCACGCCAUGAGCAUGUUCAAAUGGUUGGUGACCGUCAUAUUGCACAACACCACAUGCACAUGCAAAGAACUCCUUCUCAUGGACCCCAUCCAGGACAAGUACGCAUUGCUGCUGCUGCUGCUUAUCAUCAUAGAUAUGCAAACAGUCAUGCUGAUAUGAUGGCCUAUCGAUCGGAACACGAUAUGGCAUACGAGGCUAGACGAAGAGGUUUAAGUACUGCUCCCCAUUCAGCACCUUAUCCUCUUCUUCGAUCGUAUAGCCACAAUAAUCCCUAUGACCGUUCGCAUGCCAUCACUGCAUCCGAGUCGAUGCAUCGAUCAUUCACUUCACUCCCGCAAGGCCUCUAUCCUCCUCAUGCAACAUGGAAUGCAACAAGAACAAAUAGCUUUGGAAGUCAUGGAAUUCGUUAUCAGAUGCCACCACCCCUUUCUCCAGCAGAAAGACCGCAUACCCCUGGUUCAUCACGUAGCCUACGUUCUUUCUUCCCUGAUAAUGCAGGCAAUCAUCGUGAUCAUCCAAGCACUUCGCCACAUAGACUACAAUCGAAAGAUCGAUUUGGCAGUGGUGGUAGCAUCCAUCAAAUCAGUCCAACGAAGGAUAAACGUGCAUCUUUGAACGAACAAAAAGUUGAAGCAAAGAUUAACGAAGAAGCAAAGGAAGACGAUGGACGUAUCAAUGAUGCAUAUGAAAAAGCAAAAAAGAUUGAUUCGAUGCCACCUGCUGAACAAGUAAGAAAGACGGACGUACCUGAAAGUACAUGCAGGAUUGCAUCUUUGGCUGAUGUUGCUCUACGUCAUAAGUCUCGUUUGCCACCUUUGCGUAUUCCUUCUUCGAUGAACAACUUCAAAGAUUCGAUGAACGAAAAGAGCGAUGGCAGCAGCGGUAGCAAGGAUGACGAAAAGAUGAGCAUUGCCAAAGAAGAUCGUCCAAGCCUUCGUCAACUUCCAAGAAGUCUAUCGAGCGAUGAUAUUCGUCCGGCAAAAAUGGAAAAAUCUUCACCGAUGGCAUUGGAUCCAACACCAUCUUCACCACAAAGUGCACGUGAAAUGCGAAUGGCUUCUCCUUCCAAUUCUCAUUCUCCCGUUACGCCAACCAAUCGUCAAGCGGAAAUCAAUCCAUUUGCAAAAUCAACAAACGUUCUCGGAGGAAAUGAUCGUCAAGAAGUCUUGCCGAGUAUUACCGAAUUGAUGCAUUCAUGA